UACAGUCAUCUGGCAACUUUACGAAUGUAUCUACCGGCCUGGCAGCUCUGGUCGCCGAUUCCUCCCGUUAGUCUCUACGGCAAAUAUUUAAAAUGUUUAAUUAAACUUUAGCGUAACAAAAAAACAAUGAAUUAAAGUCUGUGAAACAAGAGACGGGGAAACAAUGCGCGAGUGAGAGAACUGGAAAGGGGAGCCGCAGAAGGAGCUACGAUUGAAAAUCAAGGAUUGAAGACAAAAAUCGAUUUUUUCAGAGUAGGAUGCUGCAGCUGUAGACAACGAGUUUAUUAGCGUAAACGAAACCCCCGCCAUGCCGGAGAAUCUGGAGCUACAGCAGUUCCAGGAGGCUGCUCCGCCUCCUGAUCCGGCACCCCGUUGGCUGGAGCGAUUACAGAAGCGCCUGGGAGCCAACUGUCCCUACUUGGGCAUCCUGCUGGCUACACUCUCGUCGCUCUUCUUCUCGCUCUGCUCUGUGAUUGUGAAGGGACUGGUGGACGUAAAUCCCAUGGAGCUGGCCUCGUUUCGGUUUGUGGGGGUGCUCCUUCCGGCCCUACCCAUCCUGAUCUACACACGGCAGCCGGUGUUUCCGGAGGGCAAGCGAGUGAUUCUGCUGCUGCGAUGCUUUAUGGGGACAACUGGUCUGAUGCUCAGCUUUUAUGCCUUUCGGCACAUGCCCCUGGCGGAUGCUAGCGUCAUUAUAUUCUCGACACCAGUUUUUGUGGCGAUUUUCGCCCGAGCCUUCCUCAAGGAGCCCUGCACGCUCUUUAAUGUCCUCACCAUAAACAUGACGCUGGUGGGCGUGGUACUGAUCACUAGACCGCCGUUUGUCUUCGGCGAACCGGCGGGAAGCGAAGAUAUCCUGACUGGCAAGACAUACGAUAUCUGGGGACCGGUGGCCGCCAUAUCAUCCACAUUGUUUGGGGCCAAUGUCUACAUACUGCUGAGGGCUUUGAAGAAUCUGCAUUUCUCCGUUAUCAUGACCAACUUUGGCACCAUCGCCUUGGUGUACACCUUGAUUGUAUGCGGAUCCAUUGGAGCCGUGUGCUGGCCCAGCUGCGGACGGGACCGGUGGCUGGUAGUAGUUCUUGGCAUAUUCAGCUUCCUGGGACAGAUUUUGCUGACAUUGUCCCUGCAAAUAGAGCAGGCUGGUCCCGUGGCUAUCGCCCGUUGCGCAGACAUCGUAUUCGCCUUCGUCUGGCAGAUGAUAUUCUUCGGCGAAACUCCUACCGCCUACUCCCUGGUGGGAGCCUUUAUGGUGAUCGCUUCCGUGGUCCUCACGGCGCUCAAAAAGUGGGCCAGCACCCUUCCUCGCGAGUCCUCGCUGCGUAAGCGACUACGGCUCGUCCUGCUGGAAUAGUUCGACCAAGUCCAGGCCCCGGUCGGACCAGGAAGUUCGCGGUUUCUCCCCAGCUCUCACCCGGAAUCACACCGAAAAUUCAUACCAUAACUCACCAUUUCACCCUAGACUUAAUAUAUAUCAAAACGUCAGAUCGUAGUUUAAUCCAACAUUAGCGUCGUGAUAUCCAAUCCACUAAUAUUGAAUUACUCGUAGUGCGUUUUUAGUUAAGCCAAUUCGCCGAUUUGUUGUUUUGUACAUUGUUAUGCGUGCUUAAAUAUAAUAAUUAUAAUGGUAACAACUUAAAAAGAAUAAACACGUCUUAUGAAUAACUAAAAACUGCCCAAAAAAUCUAAAAUUAAUCCAUUCUCAAUGUUUUAAGGGACAAAUAAGCAGUAGGAUAAUUUAAUAUAAUAAAGCAUUUUCAAGUUCAUUACCAAAAAGAUACAUAUUUUUUUAAACUAAUUUUUGGUUUCACAUUUUAAAUUUUGUACAAAUUUUGAGUCGAUAGGGAUAAAUCCUUCAGAAUAUUCAUUUUUCCCCAUUGGGAUAUCUUUACAGCCUGGUUACAUGAUAAUUUGUAGCGUUUUACUUUCAGAAUAUUGGAUACUUUGUAUACUUGUUUUUUAACUUAAUAUUUCAAAUAUUACUUCUUAUGCUUAGAUGAUAAAAAA
This is a messenger RNA of Drosophila ananassae, 2007 nucleotides long. RefSeq names its product solute carrier family 35 member G1. Gene Ontology annotation, cellular component: membrane. Lineage: Eukaryota; Metazoa; Arthropoda; Insecta; Diptera; Drosophilidae. The coding region runs from base 308 to 1354 and encodes 348 amino acids. The transcript has 2 exons. The record is from RefSeq and is a predicted model, not a curated record.